Pteronotus mesoamericanus is the source of this 318-nucleotide messenger RNA. Its product is annotated as LYR motif-containing protein 4-like. The record is from RefSeq and is a predicted model, not a curated record. Gene Ontology annotation, biological process: iron-sulfur cluster assembly. The transcript has a single exon. The coding region runs from base 100 to 318 and encodes 72 amino acids. Lineage: Eukaryota; Metazoa; Chordata; Mammalia; Chiroptera; Mormoopidae. Gene Ontology annotation, cellular component: L-cysteine desulfurase complex; mitochondrion.
UAUAGGCUGAAAUUUUGUGGUUGGGUUAAGCCCAGGACCUCUGCAAAGAGGACCCACUUUUUUUUUCUUUCCAAAAUAACAGCGUCCAGCCACGCACAAAUGUUAGAUAUAUACCUGGAGAUACUGAGAGAGAGGAAGCAUUUUAGUGCCUACAAUUAUACAACUUACGCUGUCAGGGGGAUAAGAGAUGCCUUCAGAGAAAAUAAGAAUGUAAAAGACCCUGUAGAAAUUCAGACUCUACUGAAUGAAGCCAAAAGAGACCUGGGAAUGAUUUGGUGGCAGGUCUGUGUUGGCCAGCCAUUAUGUUCAACUGACUAG